AUGACCAGCAGUAGCAAGGUUUUCAACGUUUCCGUGUUCUUUGUUGUGUUCAGAGAAUGUCUGGAAGCAGUGGUGAUUGUUUCUGUUCUUUUGUCGUUUUUGAAGCAGUCCGUUGGUGCCCAGGACAUCAAGGUCUACAAGAGGCUGCGUAGACAGGUGUGGUUCGGAGUAGCACUUGGUUUGUUCCUGUGUUUAGCCAUUGGUGGUGGUUUCAUCGGUGCUUACUACAGCCUGCAGAAUGAUAUCUUUGGUAGCGCAGAAGAUCUGUGGGAAGGUAUUUUCUGUAUGAUUGCAACUGUCAUGAUUUCGAUCAUGGGUAUUGCAAUGCUGCGGAUCAACAAGUUGCAGGCCAAAUGGAGAGUCAAGAUUGCGCGUGCCUUGCUAGACGUGCCAGAACGCAAGAGAGACCGUUUCAAGAUCGGUCAUCUGACCAGACACUACGCAAUGUUCCUGCUACCGUUCAUCACGGUGCUGAGAGAAGGUUUGGAAGCCGUUGUAUUCGUGGCCGGUGCUGGUAUUACAACUCAGGGCUCCCGUGCAUCUGCUUAUCCACUACCUGUCGUGGUCGGUUUGAUUGCCGGUUCUCUAGUGGGUUUCAUUCUUUACUACGGUACUUCCAAGUCCUCGAUGCAAGUCUUUCUGGUCGCUUCCACUUGUAUUCUGUAUCUGAUCAGUGCCGGUCUGUUCUCCAGAGGCGCCUGGUAUUUCGAAAACUACAGAUUCAACAAGGCCUCCGGUGGUGACGCUUCAGAAGGUGGUGACGGUAACGGUUCCUACAACAUCAGAAAGGCCGUGUAUCACGUUAACUGCUGUAAUCCAGAAUUGGAUAACGGUUGGGAUGUUUUCAACGCCCUGUUGGGAUGGCAAAAUACUGGUUACCUGUCGUCGAUGUUGUGCUACAACAUUUACUGGCUAUGUCUGAUCAUUGUCGUCGGCUUGAUGAUGUACGAAGAGAAAAGAGGCCACUUGCCAUUCUGCAAGAACCUCAAGCUCCGCAUGUUGAUGCCAACAUACUGGCUCAAAAACAAGAAGAAGAAUGAGAUGACCGACCGUGAGCGUGAAGACCUUUUCCAGAGAGUUGAGCAACUACAAUUCAAUGAGCAGGGUGAGCUAGCUCAACAGGAAAAGGGUCAAGUCGUGAAGACCGAAACCCCUGAUCAUUCUGACUCCAACGCUUCUUCAUCCGCCAAGAAGGAAGGAAACAUGGUAACCGUCCAGUCCAAAUAA
Lachancea sp. 'fantastica' is the source of this 1227-nucleotide messenger RNA. NCBI's taxonomy places the organism in Eukaryota, Fungi, Ascomycota, Saccharomycetes, Saccharomycetales, Saccharomycetaceae. The record is from the annotation of a GenBank genome assembly.